CUUUACCAAACUUCGGACAAGACAUCAUUUGCGUACAUUUCUGCGCGCGAUCGCUGGCCUGUUAUUCUUACAGGAGCCAUUGACGACUUGCACAAGGCAAUCGGAAAGACUGAGGACUCUGAGAAGCAGACAGAGGGCAAGAACAUUGUUUCCGAGCUUGCCAAGCUCAAGUAUGAGUUACAGCAUGAUCGCCAGCUUACCUACAACAAGGAACUAGAACAGCUCGGCAACCCCAAGUGGUUCGACGUACCAUGGCUGUUCUCAGAAUGUUACCUGUACCGCCGCAUGGCCACUCUUUUCAAACUCUCCACUCACUGGAAGAACUACGACGUCUUUAACAAGCAAAAGAUUUCCACUUUCCGCUCUUCCCGCCCUGCAGUUUUGGAGCUUGCUUCUCGCUACAACGAACUCACUAAACAACUCUCUUCAAAGGCUGCUUCAUCCCAAUCGGACGAAGAACGCGUGGCAGCUGAGAAGAUUCUCUUCACUGAGAUGUGCGAGAUUUGCCUUUGGGGUAACGCUACAGAUCUCUCGCUCCUCACUAACCUGACCUACGAGGACAUCCAGAAAUUGCAAGGCUCCAAGGCAAGAAAAGCAGCAGAGAAGAACAUCAUCGCCAACGAUUUUGACGCAGCCUUCGAACUACUUCAUGCAGCCAAGAGUCAAGGUACUAAAGAACGUCGUGUGGACAUUGUCCUCGACAACGCAGGCUUCGAACUCUUCGUUGAUGUCAUUCUCGCCGGAUAUCUUUUGCAAGCUGGUUUGGCCACCACAGUCGUACUGCACCCCAAGAACAUCCCCUGGUUCGUUUCGGAUGUCGUGCCCAAGGAUUUCUCAGACCUCUUGACUGUAUUGGUCAACGCAAAGAACUUUUACGAGUCUCCAUCUGAAGACGACGAAGCCAAGGGCGUCACACCAUCCAAACUCUCCGAACAAGAAUCUUCGGACUUGCAACAGUUGUUCCAGAACUGGAGUGAACUGUACGCAGAGGGAAAGAUUGUGCUCAGACCCAACAGAUUCUGGACUGAAGCAGGCAGUUACUGGAGACUUCCUGGUACUGCUGAAGCUCUGUUCGAGGAUCUCAAGACGAGUGAAUUGGUCAUUUUCAAGGGUGACUUGAACUACCGCAAGUUGACUGCAUGGGACCCCACCACCCCUUUCACCACCGCAAUCGGUCCUCUCGGUCCUGGCUCAGGAAUGCGCACUCUCGCCCUGCGCACCUGCAAAGCCGACGUUGUUGUCGGCUUGCCUUCAGGCGAAGACGAGCGUCUCCGCAACACAGAAAACGGUGGUGGAGACAGCGGUGCCCGCAAGUGGGCUUGGAGUGGCAAGUAUGCAGUCGUGCAGUUGUGCGAUGGCAAGAAGAAG
Aureobasidium musti is the source of this 1368-nucleotide messenger RNA. The record is from the annotation of a GenBank genome assembly. NCBI's taxonomy places the organism in Eukaryota, Fungi, Ascomycota, Dothideomycetes, Dothideales, Saccotheciaceae.